AUGCUGGGCCUGGAUGGGUUGCUGAGACCAGCCUCUUCCUCCCCGUGCCUGGAUGGCAUUGACUACGAUGACUUCAAUUUCGGCUCCCACAUGAUGGAGCAGAAGGAGCCUCUGAUGGAGACAGCGGAAGGUCCCUACCUUGUCAUCAUCGAGCAGCCAAAGCAGCGGGGGUUCCGGUUUCGGUACGGCUGCGAGGGCCCUUCACACGGAGGGCUGCCGGGAGCAUCCAGCGAGAAGGGGCGCAAGACCUAUCCCACCGUUAAGAUCUGCAACUACACGGGGAUGGCCCGGAUCGAGGUGGACCUGGUGACACACAGCGACCCUCCCCGUGUGCAUGCCCACAGCCUGGUGGGCAAGCAGUGCAACGAGGCUGGCAACUGCGUUGCGAUCGUGGGACCCAAGGACAUGACGGCUCAGUUCAGCAACCUGGGUGUGCUGCACGUCACCAAGAAGAACAUGAUGGAGAUCAUGAAGGAAAAGCUGAAGCAGCAGAAGAUGCGCAACAGGAGCCAUCUGCUGACAGAAGCAGAGCUGCGUGAGAUUGAGCUGGAGGCAAAGGAGCUGAAGAAGGUGAUGGACCUGAGCAUCGUGCGGUUGCGCUUUACUGCCUACCUCCGUGACAGCAGUGGGAACUUCACACUGGCCCUCCAGCCCGUCAUCUCGGACCCCAUCCAUGACAGCAAAUCCCCAGGAGCUUCCAACCUGAAGAUCUCACGGAUGGAUAAGACGGCAGGCUCAGUGCGGGGAGGGGACGAGGUCUACUUGCUGUGCGAUAAAGUUCAGAAAGAUGACAUUGAGGUGCGUUUCUACGAGGAUGACGAGAACGGCUGGCAGGCCUUCGGGGACUUCUCCCCCACAGAUGUGCACAAGCAGUACGCUAUUGUCUUCCGCACGCCCCCCUACCACAAGCCCAAGAUCGACCGCCCCGUCACCGUCUGUGGGAACCUCAGUUUCCCCUACUCCCCCGGGCUGGCCUACAACAGCAUCUACUCGCCCGGCCCCCACCCUGUGGGGGGCUACCAGGGGGGUGUGCAGAUGAAGGGCCCCGAGGUGGAGGGGCCUGGGAGCGACAGGCAGGAGCCUGCGGAGAGCACCUACUGCAAGGAGCUGCAGAGGCACGCUCAGCUGUGCCAGCUGUGGAUGCUGGCACUGGCCCGUCGCAAUGCCCAUGCCUUGCUCGACUACUCGGUCACCGCCGACCCCCGCAUGCUGCUGGCGGUCCAGAGGCACCUGGCCGCCUCGCAGGACGAGAACGGAGACACGCCUUUGCACCUUGCUAUUAUCCAUGAGCAGACGGCUGUGAUCAAGCAGCUGAUCGAGGUCAUUGUUAGCAUCCCCAGCCAGCAGAUCAUCAACAUCACCAACAACCUGCAGCAGACGCCGCUGCACCUGGCAGUCAUCACCAAGCAGCCCCAAGUGGUCCAGCUCCUGCUGCAAGCCCGUGCCGACCCCACUAUGCUGGACCGCUACGGCAAUUCCCUGCUGCACCUGGCGCUCCAGGCUGGCGAUGAAGAGAUGCUGAGGACGCUGCUGGCACACAUGGGCUCGGCUGCCCCUUACCUGCUCCGCCUGCCCAAUUUCCAUGGCCUCCUGCCUGUGCACUUGGCCGUGAAGGCAAAGAGUUUGGCCUGCCUGGACCUGCUGGUCAGGAAGGGAGCGGACGUGAAUGCGGUGGAGAGGCAGGGUGGGAGGACCCCGCUGCACCUCGCCGUGGAGAUGGAGAACCUGAACAUGGCCACCCACCUGGUGAAGAAGCUGGGAGCAGAUUUCGACAGCCGGACCUUUGCUGGAAACACCCCCCUGCACCUGGCCGCCGGCCUGGGCUCCCCCACCCUCACCAAACUGCUCCUCAAAGCUGGGGCAAAUGCGCUGUGCGAGAACGAUGAGCCCGUGAGCCCAUCCUCAUCGGAGGCCAGCAGCGACACGGACGCCGACCCCGAGGAGCAGGAGCUGGCCAUGGAGCUGGGGGAGCCGGCCCGGGCCGUGGAGCACGGCACCAACCCUGAGCCCCCCACGCAGGGGCACGGGCAGGGAGGGCACAGGCAGCGCCGCUGCCACACGGCCCUGGACCUGACUCGAAGCCAGAAGCUGCGGCGGUCCCCGCUCAGUGUCCUCUCUCCGCAGCUGGCGGGGGGCAGCCUGGGGGGGCUGCUGGAGGCGCUGGACUCCAUGGGGCUCCACAAGGCUGUGAGGAUGCUCCACAAAACUGAGACGCUGGAGAAACUGCAGAGCACAGAGCUGAAGGAAGACAGUGCCUACGGCAGCGAGUCGGUGGAGGAGGAGCAGGCGCCCACGCUGGCCCUGAAGCCGGGGCCGGGGGGCGAGCUGCCCCACAGCCAGCAGCCACAAGUGCACUGA
Charadrius vociferus (killdeer) is the source of this 2358-nucleotide messenger RNA. RefSeq names its product nuclear factor of kappa light polypeptide gene enhancer in B-cells 2 (p49/p100) (gene NFKB2). The coding region runs from base 1 to 2358 and encodes 785 amino acids. Gene Ontology annotation, molecular function: DNA-binding transcription factor activity, RNA polymerase II-specific; protein binding; RNA polymerase II cis-regulatory region sequence-specific DNA binding. The transcript has 19 exons. Gene Ontology annotation, biological process: innate immune response; cellular response to stress; canonical NF-kappaB signal transduction. NCBI's taxonomy places the organism in Eukaryota, Metazoa, Chordata, Aves, Charadriiformes, Charadriidae. Gene Ontology annotation, cellular component: cytoplasm. The record is from RefSeq and is a predicted model, not a curated record.